AUGCGGCUCACCAGCGAGCUCAUCCACGAUUCCCUAUCCUAUCUCAACCCGCUCAAAGAGCGCGAAUUAGAUCUCCGAGGACACAGAAUCCCUGCGAUUGAGAAUCUUGGUGUGGCGGGUCCACAUGAUUCCAUCGACUUUACAGACAAUGAUAUCCAAGUCCUAGGCAACUUUCCGCUCUCACCGCGCAUCACGACCCUUCUGUUGGCUAGGAAUCGAGUCGCGAGCAUUCAGGCCAGCUUACCUAGUUCUGUGCCGAACCUGACGAAUUUGGUGCUGGCGUCGAAUAAUCUGGCCGAGUUGGCGGAUUUGGAUACACUGAAAGGGUUUGGGAGGCUGACGCAUUUGGUCUUGGUGGAUAAUCCAGUGACGAAGAAGGAGCACUAUCGGUACUGGGUUCUUUGGAGAUGUCCCACGGUCCGGUUUCUGGAUUACACCAAGGUUAAGGAGGCGGAGAGAGAACGUGGCCGCGAGCUGUUUGGAACAGAAGAGGAGCCCACGGCCCUUGCGUCCGAGAUUAUGGGCAAAAAGUCCAAGGCGUUUGAUGUUUCUUCCAACGGUGCCGCACAGACUUCCAAAUUGUCUAGGAUAAAGCUUACAGACGACGAGAAGAAGCGGUUACAGGAGAGGAUUAGAAAGGCUACAAGUCUGCAGGAGAUUAUUGCGCUGGAAAAGGAGUUGAACGAGGGGCGAUUGCCGGCUGGGAUUCACGCCGAUGCCAUGGAGGAGUAA
Molecule: messenger RNA, 732 nt
Organism: Pochonia chlamydosporia 170
Lineage: Eukaryota; Fungi; Ascomycota; Sordariomycetes; Hypocreales; Clavicipitaceae
Product: leucine-rich repeat domain-containing protein
Exons: 5
Coding region: 1-732 (243 amino acids)
Biological process (GO): mRNA splicing, via spliceosome
Cellular component (GO): U2 snRNP
Molecular function (GO): protein binding; U2 snRNA binding
Source: RefSeq, a predicted model, not a curated record